Cladophialophora carrionii CBS 160.54 is the source of this 351-nucleotide messenger RNA. RefSeq lists its product as uncharacterized. Bases 1 to 351 code for a protein of 116 amino acids. The transcript has a single exon. The record is from RefSeq and is a predicted model, not a curated record. NCBI's taxonomy places the organism in Eukaryota, Fungi, Ascomycota, Eurotiomycetes, Chaetothyriales, Herpotrichiellaceae.
AUGUCAACCUCACACCAACACCCCCCAAAGCCGUCUCUGCCCAAAUUCGAACCCCUCCCACCCACCAACAUCCUCAACCGCGUCAUCAACGGCCUCCUUGCACCGCUUUUCUACCUCUUCUUCACGCUCAUCACAAGCAUCGUGGUCGUGCCCGUCUACGUCAUCAUUGACAACUUCAAGCAUGGCGGCGGUAAGCACGGCGGCGGCAAGAGCUUCGCAAAGCAUGAGUCUGAGCAGUGUCAGUAUCAGUAUCAGUAUCCAGGUCAGCCGCCCCAACGGACCAACAAGGCUUCUACCUUUUUGAGAGAGUACGGCCGGAGUCAUUCAGCCGCCACGUCAAAGGACGAUUGA